AUGGUGAAAAGAAUAACUACGAGAGAGCCUUUAAAUCUCAGCGACAAGCCAACAGUGCACCAAAACCCAAUCAGUCGCUAUAAUCAUAUAGUAUUCCACUAUAACGACAGAAUCAACAAUAAAAAUUCAAUUCUUUUGGAUUAUGCUUACACAGAUAAGAUGUACCGAUUCUGAUAUUAUAUGUCGACUCGCUUAUUCUUUUUGCUGCUUAUUUUGUACUUGGCUCCUUAUUUGACUUUUAUUACCCUUUGCAUUUCUCUUUACACAGUAAUAAUUCAUGAAAAUGCAAUGCAAGUGUAUAGAUCCAACUUAAAAAAGGUCCCAAAUAUGUUCGAAAACAUGAUUUUUGACGAAGCUCUCUGCAAAUCAGGGUCAGGCCACUAUCUUUAUUUUUCUGUGAAACCUCAGGAUUUGGAAUCUUUUCAGUUUCCUCCAACAACGAAAGAUGUAUUAAGAAAUAGAGAAGAUGAAGGGAAAGUCAACUUUAUGGUUUAUGAUCGAGUGUUUUUAGAAUGGUCUGAAGGAUUGAGAAAGCCAAGGUGGAUAUUAUGAUUACACGUGCUAGCAAAUUUGGCACUCUUUAUUAUUAUGCAGUACUUUGUUUAUACACCUUUGUUUUGCUUUGAUAUGCUUCACCCUAUUACAUCAAUCACAAAAUGUGGAUCAGAGACAGUGCAAUAUACUUUAUUUUAA
Blepharisma stoltei is the source of this 693-nucleotide messenger RNA. The record is from the annotation of a GenBank genome assembly. NCBI's taxonomy places the organism in Eukaryota, Ciliophora, Heterotrichea, Heterotrichida, Blepharismidae.